Alligator mississippiensis (American alligator) is the source of this 3446-nucleotide messenger RNA. It is a transcript of the gene RWDD2B, whose product is annotated as RWD domain containing 2B. The transcript is spliced from 5 exons. Bases 1351 to 2226 code for a protein of 291 amino acids. Lineage: Eukaryota; Metazoa; Chordata; Crocodylia; Alligatoridae. The record is from RefSeq and is a predicted model, not a curated record. Gene Ontology annotation, molecular function: protein binding.
UGGUCUGUGCAGGGCUGGUGCUGGGGUCGGGGGGGACACAGGCUAUCCUCGUUUUAGCCCAGAGCGGUGCUUAGCUGCGUUGGGCCGGUGUUGCCAGCUGUACAUUAAUUAUCAAACUUGUGUAGUAAUUUCAGCCCAUGUAUGAUCACUAAUAAAUAAGUGUUCAAAAAGUACAAUAAUUAUGAGGCAGCUAAUUGGAGCAAGGUAUGCAAAACCAAGUCACCCUUGGAGAGUCUUAAAUUACUUUUAGGGUGCCUGAUUUUGAGCUUCCAAUUAUGAUAAUUGCAUAUUUAAGACCUGACAUCACUGUGUUGAUCUCAGUGAGGGCAGGCGAGAGGUGCACCUUGCAGGCUGACUGCAUCGGUGUGGGUGGCAAGGUUCUUUGUGUAGAUUGUGAUAUCGUUAAUUAGACCAAUUGAGUAGUUGGAAAAAAGUUCUUAGGAAGCUUUUGGUUGCAGUCACCCUUCCUCAGGCAUAGGGAGUCUACUGGUCUGAGACUCCAAGGAAUGAGAGAAGGUAAAAGUGUGGAGGGUUGUCAGUAAAAAUGUAAAUAGGUAGAGAUAAGCAAGACAAAAGGAAAAGCAGGGAGGAGGAAGAGAGCAGGAGGGAAAAAAGUCAGAGGGAGACAACAGAGGUGACAUCAGGAAAAAUUUAUUUACAGUGAGGGUUGCCAAAAUAUGGAAUACGCUUCCAAGGGAGGUGGUGCUGUCCCCUUCCUUGGAGGUAUUUAAGAGGAGAUUGGAGAAACACCUGACCCCAGCACUCUUUUCUGCCCAUGGCAGGGGGUCGGACUCAGUGAUCUAAUAGGUCCCUUCUGACCCUAACAUCUAUGAAAUAAAAUACAAGGUGAAAAAGAGGCAGUCUGUGAAAAAGGGAAUAGUUGGAGAGCAGAAAAGCAGGAAUGGGAGAAGCUAAAAGAGGGACAGGAUGUCAGUGAUAAUAUAAAAGGGUUUAAAUCGGAAAACGAAAGGUAAGGCAGGGGAGGGAGGAGGAAGAAAACAGGACAAAAAGGCCAAAGGAAAAACACUACACAGGUAAUAAAUACAAGGUAAAAAAGAGGUUAGCAAUAAAAAGGAGUGGGUGGGCUUUUGGCAGCCCUCAGCAUGUAUGGGCUGAGCUGUGGCUGGGAAAGCCCGCGCAUAGCUGCUCUAGAUUGUGAGGUGCACCUCUGUCCUGCCUCUUCUGCCAUGUCCCCAGGACAGCAGUUCUCAACCUUUCUUUUCCUGCCCCAGGGCAGCCUCACAUCCCCUCUCCCUCAGCUCCUCAUUUUCUCUCUUGACUGAAAUGACAGCAUUUCUGUGGCCAAGAACUGGAAAAGACCACAAGUGAAGCAGCCAAAACGCAGCCAAAAUGACUAACUGGGAAGAAGCUGAAGUACAAAUUUCUGAGUUGGACCUUCUUUCUAGCAUGUUUCCUGGUGAAGAUGAGUUUAUUGUGACAGACCAGCUGGCUUUAGCAGAACUAAAAUGCUGUGUUGAAAAUCAGUCUUCAGAGAUGCCAUCUUCAAAAGUUCAGUUUACCCUAAAUGUCAAGCUGCAGGUUCCUGAUGCCACUAUGGUAGAGUUUUCGGUGUUCUUUGCAUUGCCACUAAAAUACCCAACUAUUUUACCAGAAAUUACUGUCAGGUCACCCUCAUUAAGUCGAUCACAGCAAAUUCGACUGAACACAGAUCUGAAAAACUACUUGAUAAGAAACUGCAGCGGUGAGCCCUGUGUACUAAGUGCAAGAGAAUGGGUUAAAGAUCAUGCAUUGGCAUAUAUUGACAAAGAGACUUCAUCUUCCUCAGUGGUGACAUCAAGUUCCAUGGAAACAGAAGAUGCCAUUUUUACUAGGUUGUGGAUUUAUAGUCAUCACAUCUACAACAAACACAAAAGAAAGAAUAUUGUUGAUUGGGCUAAGGAGCUCUCUCUAUCUGGGUUUUGCAUGCCAGGGAAGCCAGGUGUUGUUUGUGUAGAAGGCCUUCAGAGUACUUGUGAAGAGUUCUGGGCAAGAGUCAGAAAAUUAACAUGGAAGAGAAUUUUAAUUCGCCACAGAGAAGACAUGUCUUUGGAAGCAGGGCAUGCUGAAAUAAAGAAACAAAGAAAAUUCUCAUCUUUUGAAGAAAAAGUUUUUGAUGCACAUGGUAACAGAGGAAAUCAUAUGGAUCUGGGACAGCUAUAUCAUUUUUUAGAUGAAAGAGGAUGUGCUGAUAUUUUUCAGAUGUACUUUGGAGUUGAAGGACGUUAAAUUAUUAAGCAUCCAAGCAUUUCCAUUUGGAAAAUUGUGUGAUGGUUCUGGAAUAGCUUAUUUCCCUCCCACUUCUGAAGUAAUUGAUCGGCAAGGGAAAUAUGAUUUUUAUGAUGAAUCUAGUUUUCCAUGAAAACAAAUAGCAAUCCUGAAAAUGAUUAGAUGAAUGCUUCGAUACAAAAUUUGAUUGUAAGGGCAAGAUCAGAGAUGUCCUAAUUACAAGGACAGAAAAUGCCUCUGUAGAACUACUGGACAGAGAUCUAACAUGGUGUUGUUCAAAGUACAACCACACACCAGAUCCAGCCUGUGGGGGUUCCCAACAGGUUUGGAAAUUUGGUGGCAUGGAAGCAGUGGUAGCAUUAAUUACCAUAACUCUGGGAGCCUUGGCUACUGCUCCCCCACCAUUACAUUUCCAGACCCAUGGGUAGCCUCACCAGCUGGUUGCUGCAACCUUGUGUAUAGGAUCAGCCUGGUGCACAAGGCUGUCCCAUGGUGGAUCAAGAACUCAGAGGUGGACCCAGACCCUGCAAGCCAGAUCUGGCUGGGAUAUGGGUCACACUCCACUCGUCCAGCCUGUGCAGCCUAAAUGCAGUUAAUUGAUCUAGAACAUGAUGUUAUUGAGAAGAGAAUUGUAUCUAUGAACAGGUAAGGAAUCAGGUGUGUGAUUUUUUUUUUUUCUUCUUUUUUUUUUCACCCAGUCAUUUUAGACAGUCUCUCUAAGGAAACACUGACUUUUUUACACAAUUGAACACUAUGUUUACAUAUGCUACCAGAAGACUUUUUUGAUGGCAGACAUUUUUAUUUAAUAUUUACUGCUUAUCCUACUCUUGCGUGAAUAAUGGUGCUUUACAAAAACAGGGCUUGGCCUCUGCCUCUUAUUCACGCUAGUCAUUUUACUGAAACGAGUAAAAAUAACAGGAUAAAUGUUUGCAAAGGCAAGGGAUUUGAAUUGCUCCAAAGAAUCAACUGUAAUAGAUUUGUUAUUAUUUGUUAUUGGACAUUGAUUGAGUCCCCAUUAGGCCAAGACCGUACCCCAUAUGACAAAAAGAACUGUCCUUGUGUUGAAUUUACACUUUGCAAACCUAUAUACUUAGAAAUCAGAAACACUAUUUAUGUGAGAAAGUGUUUGAUGGGUCAGUUUACAAUAGCUUGAGUCAGAUUUCAACAAAGUUGUCAUGAAGCAGUUAGUUCAUAAUAAAGCAUCAAACAUUGAAUCUUAA